CGUUAGGGAACAAAUCAGCAGUGAGAAAAUAAAUCGGUGUCAUUACGUUACAUGAGAGCUAACCAAUCUGGUUCGAUCUUUAAAGAGGGGGCUCUUUAGUUUGGAGUAGCAUUGUUCACAACCGACAGAAGGCUAAAGCUAGUAAGAGGUAUGUCUCCAGAGGAUGAACUCCAAAGUCCCCCCCUUGGUUUCAGCUCUACCAGGGAGGAUGUCAGUCUGAGCUGUGGUGAUCUCGAUAGCUCUCAUGAGCUAGGGAGAAGGAGCAGAGCACGCAGCAGUCUUCACACAGGAACCCCAGAGGCUGACAUCAAUUGUCAUGGAGACAAAAGCCCUUUCCUGAAAAUACUGAUGGAUGCAGAAGCAGCUGCCAACUCUGCUGCCAUACAACUUGUGUCUUUUAAAGAUGCCAUAGAAGAUGAAUAUGCUGAUUCGAGACAGUCUGCCAUUGAUAAGCGCCGAAUUGCAAGGCAGAGAGGACUUUUGCUGGAGAAGUUGGAGGAUUUUAGACGACUAAAUAAGUCUGUUCGACAGAAACUGAAACAGCUCCAAGAUUCAGAGGCUGAUCGAAUUAAUGCCGACCAGCAAAUUGACAUUUUAUUGAAGAAGAUCACACAGGCUGAGAUUGAAAAUGAGCAUUUAAAAAGAGAUUUGAGUCAGACAGAAAGAAGAGUUGAGGAACUGACGGAUCUUCGGAGAGAAGAGCAGGAGAACAUAAAGAGUGCAGUUCACAUGACCAAGUCUGUGGAGGCGACUCGUGCUCACCUGCAGGGGCAGCUGCGCAACAAGGAAGCUGAAAACAAUCGUCUGACUGUACAGCUACGGACUUUGGAGAGAACCCUGAUCGAGCAAAAGAUGGAGAUUGAUGAUCUGAAAAGCUCCAUCACCUUUUUGACUGAGAAGGCAGCACAGGACAAAGAGUCUCUCAAGAAAGCCACCCGAGCACAGAAACUGAGAGCUGAGAGAUUUGAAGCCGCCAUUGAGAAAUGCUAUGCGCAAUUGAAGGAAAAAGAUGCUGAGCUGGCCAACGCCCGUUUAGAAAGAGACUCCAAGAGACAGCAAAAGGAGCAGAUGAUAGAUGCGAAUGACAAACUUGUAGCUCAUAUAGAGUUGUUGAAAAGUCAAAUUGCAGACUUGACAGCAAGGCUGCAGAAGGAGAAGGACGAGAUCACUGCAGCCAAUGAAAUUGUGAUGCAACGUGUUGAAAAACUCAGCGCUGAAAAUGGAGACCUCAGCGUCAAUAAUGCAACACUCAAGGCAUCUGUUGCUCAGUUGGAGCAGCAGCUGGCUGAUUGCGAGUCUGACCUGGUAGAAGAGAAGGUUGUGUCUCAGGAGAGGAAACAUCAAGCUGAACAGUGCCAAUAUCAGGUUGCAGAGCUUCAAGCUGAGAUUAAUGAUCUGAGGAUAAAAUAUGCAAAUCUUUUAAGAGAGAUAGAGAAGACACGAGAUGGUAAAGAUACAGAAGUUGAGAAGGUGAGGCAGGAGCUGCAGGGGCGUGUGGAGGAACUGAAGUCUUACCCCGAGUUACUGAGUGCAGCUGAGCAGAGUCUCUUUGAGUGCCAGGAGAACCUGCAACGCUUGGAGAGGAAGUGCUCAGAAAAGUCAGAGUCCAUUAGGCAACUGCAGGUUAAGAUGGAGAGUCAGACAAAAUUGCUGAGAUCAUCUGUGGAGAUGAAAGAGUCCAUGCAUGAGGCCAAUUUACAACAACAAGAGAAAGUGAAUUCUCUUCAAAAGCAGAUGGACAAGCUGCACCAGGAGAACCUGGAGCUGGUACGGAGGCUCGCAGCUCAGGAGGAAGCUCUCAGCUACAGUAACCGGCAACUGGAUCAGCGCUCAUCAGAGUCCCAGGCCCUCAGCCGGCAGCUGGAGGCAGCUUUAUCAGACGUCAAACAACAGGUCAACAAGGUAAAAGACCAGGCUGUUUCCAGACAAGAGGCCCUUCAGACCAAAAUCCUGGCGCUGGAAGCCGAGAAGAGCAGAAGGGAUAAUGAGCUGAGGCUUCUUCGCCAGAGCAAGCUCACUGCAGAGAAACAGUUUGACAUGCGUCUGAAGGACCUGCAGCUCAGCCUGGACCAAUCAGAGAGUCACAAGCAAAGCAUUCAGAACUACGUUGAUUUUCUCAAAAACUCCUAUAAGACGAUGUUUGAUGAGGGACUGCAAACAUCAAGUUUUGGAUCAUCAUAUUUUCUAAAAUGAUUAAGGAUUCAUUCAUCUGUUUGCAUUUUAAAAUUUGAAUUUAUUUAUUUGGGGGAUUUUUGUGUACUGUAAUAUUUAUAAGGUCUAUUUAAAAAAAUUAGAAUCACUUUUUUUUUUUUUUUAGAGGAAGUAAAAGCUUAUUUUGGUAGAUUUGGACUAUCUUUCGAUAUCUACUUCUACAUUUAGCUGACAAUCUGGGACUUUUUUUAGUUGAGAGCGGUUUUGAUACCUGGGUUUAGCUCAUGUCCCAAGAGACGUUACAUGAUAUUUUCACAUGUAUAUGCAAAAUUUGGACUGUGAACUCUUGGUGCUACUGUGUCUUAUUCCCAUACGACAAGGAGCCAGUUGCAUAAAUUUAGUUUAGUCUGAACUUUAGACUUCUGGUAGAUUGUUGAGUAAGUCUCUUGCAUAAACUUUACUGACUGACUUACUAAUUUAGAGUUACUAUAACUAGCCACAAACCCUCUUUCUAAGUUUGAGUUAAAAACUAGUUGUUAAAGCAAUAUGUUUGAUUAGACAGAACAGACAUGUUGCCUUUAGUUAGCUGUUUAACACCUUAAACAAGAGUAACAGUAAUCAGCAUUUUUCACUAUUUUCUGAUAUUUCAUAGACUGAAAUGAUUAAUCAUAAAAAUAAAAGGGGUUUCCAGCUGGAGAAAAAUAAUGUGCCACUAGGUGGAACUGUUUUGUUAGCCAGCUUUUCGCUUCUGUCAAGUGUCUCAUUUGACCCACAAUGCAUUGUGCGCUUGGUCGUCAGUCUUACCUUAGUCACUACUAUAUAAGUUCUAACAGUGUAAAAAAGUGUAAGACUAGGUCUACCUUUGUGCAACUGGCUCCAGGUCAAACUUGUUUUUUUGGGGGGGCGGUUGAAGCUGUACAUACACCUAAUUAUGAAAGCAAUUAUUACCAAUACAAGUAGUGCUUGAAAACCAAAUAUCGUGGGUGCAUAUGUCCCCGCCAAGUUUACCUCUGGUGGAAUAAACCACAUUUUUCCAUGGUGCUCCAUUUAAACAUGAAAUAUGCUCCAACUUUGCUCCCACUUAAAUCAUAAUUCUUCUGCUGUGACUGACACAUGUAUCCUGCUGAUGCUGAAAACAAUCUUGUGUUGUCUUGUCUGUUUUUGUCAUAGAAAAUGUGUGAUGUAUAUCGAAUGUGUUUCUUGAUUCUCAGCUGGACUGAGAUGAGUGAUACUGAAAAUCAGUUGUUUAGCUGUCAGCUGUGAAGCUCAUGCCUUUAGGGUUGCAAACAUAAUACUGAGAUUAUUACUGAUACAUGCAACACUGGGAUAUUUCCAAACCACAGUUGCUCUGUUUGCUCUCGUGCUUUUGUAAUGGAAGGUUUUAUAUUACUGAGGUGUAGAGGCAAACACGAGAACACAGGUAUCUGCUGCAGCAUGAUUUACCUAAAAACUUAACUAGUCUCUUGUCUCGUACUGUACGUGGAUCUUCUUGUUCUGCUGUUGUUACUUGUUGUCCCAUACUGUAUGUAUGGUAUUAAACUUUGAUGGGCCCAGA
Molecule: messenger RNA, 3706 nt
Organism: Siniperca chuatsi (mandarin fish)
Lineage: Eukaryota; Metazoa; Chordata; Actinopteri; Centrarchiformes; Sinipercidae
Product: outer dense fiber protein 2-like
Exons: 17
Coding region: 151-2193 (680 amino acids)
Biological process (GO): negative regulation of cilium assembly
Cellular component (GO): centrosome; ciliary basal body
Source: RefSeq, a predicted model, not a curated record